Stylophora pistillata is the source of this 1228-nucleotide messenger RNA. RefSeq lists its product as uncharacterized. Gene Ontology annotation, cellular component: membrane. NCBI's taxonomy places the organism in Eukaryota, Metazoa, Cnidaria, Anthozoa, Scleractinia, Pocilloporidae. The record is from RefSeq and is a predicted model, not a curated record.
UAUAUUGCGGCUCUUCUGUGUUGUGGUUUUAUCACGGCGGUUUGUCGUGUUUUUUUGCGAACGCAAGUGGGGCUCAGUGAACAUCUUUGUACUGAAUUGUGCCAUAAACAAACUCAAGAUUAAAUUUCCUUCGAAGUUCAGCCGAAGUGUUUACGGACAGCAGUGAAGAUGGUUAGUUAUCCAAAUAGCAGCAGACCUGUUAUCAAUAGCGGCUAUAUUUGUUCCAUACGAGGAUUUCUUAAGAUCUUAGAGAGCGUUGUGCUGCUGGCCUCCUUCAUAUUCGGCCAGCUUUAUGAAUCGUUUUACAGUCCCCCUCACCUACCUUACUUCUUUGUGGUUGUAUUUGUGGGAAUGAUGCUUCUCCUUCUGCUGUAUACCUUCUUUCUGUUCUCGUUGGAGAAGCGGUUUGAUACCUUCAACUGGUAUCUUAUGGACGUAAUCUUUUGUGGUUUUCUAGCUGUUAUGCUUACUGCAAGUGCUGGACUCCUGGCUAAAGAGGCAGACUUCAGGGAGAGACACGGAAAUAAGUUUUCUGGUUGGCUCUACGAUCGUCUCGUGGCUGCAGUAGUUCUGGCUUUUGUUGUCGUGCUGUUACUCAUCAUCGAUAUCAUCGUCAGUUUGUUUCAGUAUCGCCGUUUAAGACGAUUGGGGCAGCAUUAAGGAGAUCCAUGAAUACAACUUCGCGAUGAUCUCUUCCAUUGAUUAAUAACCAAUGACGUUGUCACGCAACGGUGUUGCUGUUAUGUUUGCUUUGAAGGAGCUGUGUGACAACCCAAAAGCUAACUCCGCAGAAUACGUACGUUAGCCCUUUAUUUGUGUUUAAAAGUGUUUCAUCUGAUUUGUUGUGCUUUUAAAAUCAUAUUUUCACCUGAAAAAAAAAAGUUGACUAAUUAUGUUUGAACAGUUCUUUUUUUGUAUAGAAUAACACUACUUUUUGCACCAGGCGAUACCUGCUAUAAAUCGUGAACAUGACUCCUUCCCCAUUUAAUGCUGCCCGUUUGUAGCUUAAAGCUCACGGAAUCACGAUACAACGUUGUGUUUGGGAGAACGGAGCGAGUAGGUAGUUAAGGGGGUCAAUGCGUCAACAAUUAAGUCGCCGACUGUAUGUUCAAAACCUAAAAUGUGAAACACCAGACUUGUAAUUGAUUAUAACUAACUUGAGUGUAAUUUUCUCACAUGAAAAAUAAAAACACCUUUCUUCUUGUAAUAAAAUUGGAAUCUUUUUAAA